Molecule: messenger RNA, 1071 nt
Organism: Symbiodinium pilosum
Lineage: Eukaryota; Dinophyceae; Suessiales; Symbiodiniaceae
Source: the annotation of a GenBank genome assembly
AUGGCCGCUCUUCUGAAUCUUCGAAAAGGGCGUGGUUCGGAGCAUUCAGCUGGCUCUGUGACCGCAGACAGGAUUCUGAAAGCAUGGGAUGAAGAGGAUCUCACAUCAAAUGAGUUUUCCGGUAACGGCGGCGUUGUAGAACCCGAAAGCCCUCCAUCCGAACGUACUACAAUGGCAGGAUUGCUCAGAAAGUGUUUUUUAUCCGCAAGGUUUGAGGUGCUGAUGUCAUGUCUUGUUCUCACGAACACUGUUUGGAUGGCAGCUCAGCUACAAGUGGAAGGGGGCAUUUACGGGGCUGCCUGGAGGGGUGAGACAGACUUAUCUUCGCUGAGUACCUGGCGAUCCAUUUUCAUGACCGGCGAACAGUGUUUUGCAGCAAUCUUCGUGCUAGAAGUAUGGCUUCGGGUUCUCGUGCUUCGGCGCGCCUUCUUCAUGGUCUGGCUAAACUACAUCGACUUUUUUGUGGGCAUCGCGUGCAUGGCCGAGCUGAUCGUGGUAAUGAGAGACGGAGGUACCAGCAGCCUGGACACCCUCUUCUUGCUACGCCUGCUUCGUGUCGGCAAACUGGCCCGUGGCUUAAAGCUCGUGGGUCUCACAAGCAACCUUUCCUCGUUGCAGCUUCUGGUCAAGUGCCUGGUGUCCAGCCGCGCGAUGUUGUUUUGGACAUUUUGCUUGCUGGCCUUGCUGCAAGCAGUGGCGGGAAUCAUCCUCAACAUGUUCGCGCAUCAGUACUUCCAGGAGGCUAUGCACGAUCUUAGUAAACGUGAGGCCGUGUAUCUCUACUUCGGCACCUUCACACGCAGCUUCCUCAGUAUGUUUGAAAUCAUGUUCGCAAACUGGGGCCCACCAUGUCGAGUACUUGUGGAACACAUCAGCGAGUGGUUUGCCGUGUUCUUCCUGCUCUAUCGUUGUGUUUUUGGAUUUGCGCUUUUAAAUGUGGUGAACUCGGUGUUUGUGCAACAGACCAUGAAAACGGCCAGCUCCGAUGAAGAGCUGGCUUUCAAGCAGAAGGAGAAGGACACGGGGCCAAUGCUCUGCCACUUUUGUUAUCCUUUGUGCUUUCCAGCAUAG